AUGUCUCCUUUAAAGGCUACGAAAUCGAGGCGUUCGCCCGGAAGGAUAUCGCGCUUGGUUGGAAACCACAGUACGCCUCUUGGCGACAGUGAUUCGACAGCCUCCAUUUCGGGCGUACUCUGCUCAAAGGUUGCAAAAAAAUCGACUCGGUUCCCCUCUGUUAAACGCAACAUCCCCAUUGCGGGGCAAGGAAACAAUAAAAAACGAAAACCUUCAUCUUCCCUGAAUGAAGAUUCAACUUCUGAAAACGACUGCGACGAUGAGGACGACAACGAAGAUAAUGAAGAUAGCAUCGAUGAAGAUCCUGAACUUCCAGAAGCGUUUGCCCCGUCUUAUGGCCGGAAGAAGGGAUGGAGCCAUAAGGCGGGGCGUCGGGAUUGUUUGUCACCCCUCAUGGAUAGAAAACGGGUAAAGCUCCAGCACAGUGGCUAUGAAAGCGAUGUCGAAAAUAGUUCCGUUAGUUCUGCUAGCCCGCUGAGCUCUGCGGGGUCUGUCGGCUCUGACUCAGACGACGGCUAUGAGGCUGUCAAUGAUGUCAGUGAUGUCGAUGAUGAGGAUCAGGAUAUUGAAAUGAUGGAAGAAGAGAUAAUUCUGGACUCGGAGUAUGAGCGUGACUUGCAGACGGUAGCUUCUACAUUUUCUUCCGUGGUUCCAGAUGAAUGGUUGGGAUUGGACGAGCUUGAGAGUCAUCCCCUUUACUCUACUGGCUCGUUCUUUGAGGAUGAGCAGCUCUUUUUACAAUCUGGCCAUGUCGAGGCAGCCGAGGAUCCAGACCUGAGCAACAUACCUCUGAAUCUUCCCGCUCGACAGGUUCACUUCGCAGAAUCAGAUAGUUCUACGGACUCCGAUAAGACAACCGAUGAUGAACUUCUGUCUGAUUUCCUACAACAAGAUGCUCUCGACCCAGAUCUCCGAAGACUGAUUGAAAAUGAUUCCGAACCCCGUCGCCACCUAAACCCUAAUGAACCGUUUGUAAGCCAAGACUUCUAUGAGCUGCCAGGGAACAUAUAUCACGUGGAAACAGAAUCCUCUGUUGCAAGUUCCAGUGGCUAUGACUCGGACUGUGGUGAAACCACAGAUGAAGAUUUGCCUCCCCCAGCAACAAUCACACAUCCCCGGUCCAUCCUACGUCGUGACUCGAGCGCAUCGUUACCUCCUUUUGCAGAGGAAUCCACCCAGCGUUCCCAGCCAUUGCGUAGACGUGGACCACUUAGAGGCACCUUCAUCGCCGAUCCCCACAAGCCAGUCGCCGUUGUCGCUCCUAAUGGAGCUCAAUUGAUUCUCAUACCCCCUUAUUCGACUUCCAGACAUGACUGGCUUGAAAACGCCGCCCAAAGCCUGUGUAGCACUGCUAACAAUAGUCCUCGCACUAUUGCUACCGCUCUGGCUGAUGAUAGCGAUACCGAUGCUCUGUUGUCACCAUUGCAGACUACAAACUUGAGCCCAAUGCUUUCUUCCAAUGCCAAUCUCAUGAUAACUGCACUGGGUAGUGAUGCUGUUGGCCAAAUAACCGGUCCUCCCGAGGCAUUCUACCCUUCCCAAGGACUGCUUACCAACAGCUUCGACGACGAAGAUGAAGACGACGAUAGCGAAGGUGUUCUUAAUGUGGACGACUUCAUUGACUUUGGAAAUGGCUCCUCUGAUGAAGAAGAACUGGACAAAGACUUCGACGGUGUCAAUGACGUUUCCGCCACCACAGCCGUUCCUUCGCCAACGGAAAAUAAUAAUAAUAAUAAUUCCACAGAACUCCCACAAGUCAAUAAUCACAGCAAUAGUGCAGAGCGUCUCUUGAACCACCUGGACAAAGGUAUCGUUACUGCCUUUCGCCGCAACCACUCUCGCUACCAAGCCUUGAUCCGACUUCCACAACACCGCGAGUUCGUACCGGCUAAUUCACCUUCGCGCCCAGCCAGCGUCUUCAGACGCAGCAAAUAUAUUGAGCACAAAACUCCAACUAGGAAGCAACGUGCCGUGGGAACCUACACUGGUGGUGAAGCGGUUCGUCGCAAGCUGAUCAACUCACAUCGGAGCAACAAGAUUACCUUCUAA
Molecule: messenger RNA, 2049 nt
Organism: Paracoccidioides brasiliensis Pb18
Exons: 2
Coding region: 1-2049 (682 amino acids)
Source: RefSeq, a predicted model, not a curated record